This is a messenger RNA of Xenopus tropicalis (tropical clawed frog), 1002 nucleotides long. RefSeq names its product histamine receptor H4 gene f5 (gene hrh4.f5). The transcript has 4 exons. NCBI's taxonomy places the organism in Eukaryota, Metazoa, Chordata, Amphibia, Anura, Pipidae. Gene Ontology annotation, biological process: signal transduction; G protein-coupled receptor signaling pathway. Bases 1 to 1002 code for a protein of 333 amino acids. Gene Ontology annotation, cellular component: plasma membrane; membrane. The record is from RefSeq and is a predicted model, not a curated record. Gene Ontology annotation, molecular function: histamine receptor activity; G protein-coupled receptor activity.
AUGAAAACUUUCACAUUAUAUGACCAGACAGGAGCUAAUGCAUCUGCAGCUGAUGAAUAUGCUGUGGUAAAAAGGCAAUCAGAUGGAAUAAGCAUCUUGCUAAUUAUUUUUCUGUCUUUAAUGGUGGUGCUUAUAGUUAUAGGUAACAGUGUUGUUAUAUUGGCUUUCAUUGUGGACAGGAGACUCAGAACUCGCAGUAACUUCUUUCUUUUAAAUCUGUCCAUGUGUGAUUUUUUAGUAGGAGCCGUCUCUAUUCCCAUGUAUAUACCAUAUAGGGUCACUGGCAAAUGGCUGCUUGGAAAAUUUCUCUGCAAACUGUGGAUAACCAUUGACUUCACAAUAACAACUGCUUCUGCCUACAGUGUCGUUCUCAUCAGUUAUGACAGAUUUCUUUCUGUUAACAAUGCAGUUGUACAUCGUUCUCUACAGAAUAGACACCGACAGACAGCACUUAAUAUGAUCCUCGUUUGGAUACUUUCAUUCCUUGUCUAUGGACCAGCAGUUCUUCUGUGGGACAUCAUUACUGGCACCAGUCAUCUCCAAGGGGACAGCUGUCAUGCUGGGUUUCUUGAUAUAUGGUAUUAUACUCUUGGUGCAUCUACUUUAGAUUUCAUGUGCCCACUUCUCAGUAUUUCAUUUUUCAAUUUAAGAAUCUACCUAGGAAUUAUAAAACGAAGCUCUAAGAGACAAAAUUGUUCCAUGUCUAGUUCUUUGCCAUUUAGCAUAUCAAACAAUACUGUUCAUCCAUUACCACAGACAAAUGAGAAACGGGAAAAUAUGUCCAUAUAUCCAUUCACGGAUGUUAAGAUCACUUCAUCCACUACCCAGAACUCAGAAAGAUGUAACAUGCACAAUAUUAAUGAUAAACUCUCCCAGGACAAGAAGGCUGCAAAAUCUCUUGGAAUUUUGGUUUCUGUUUUUUUUCUAUGCUGGACUCCUUAUUCAUUGCUUGCGAGUAUCCGUGCUGUCUGCCAUGGAUCCAUUAUCAAGACUGAUCCAUAA